AUGAAAAUCCAUUAUACUAAUAUAUUAUUGUUUCCUCUAAAAUUAAAUAUAUUGGUAAAUACCCAACAAAUUCCAUCCAUCACACCACACCAUACACCAACUAUCAGGUUAUUAUGCGAAUGCGAAUUAUAUGUGCCUAAUUGUGACAACGAUCCUGAAAUGAAAAGGGUGAUGCAACAAUUUCAUGAUCGUACAACACAAAGGUUUCAAGAAUACGAUGAAAGAUUGCAAGAAAGACGACAAAUAUGUAAAGAUAAAUGUGAUAAGGAAAUCCAAAAAAUUAUUUUAAAAGAUAAAUUAGAAAAAGAAUUAAUGGACAAAUUUGCUACGUUAGACACGGAUAUACAAAGUGACGCCAUUCCAACAUGUAUUUGCGAAAAAUCGUUAGCAGAUAAAGUGGAAAGAGGAUGCUUGAGAUGUGGUUAUGGUCUAGGAAGUGUUGCACCAAUGAUUGGAUUAACUGGUUCAGUUGCUGUAAAUGUGUGGAAAACUGCAGAACUUGCAGCGGCUAUGGAAUUAGCUAAACAAGCAGGUGCUGCGGCCGGUAUUAAAGCAGGACAUUUGGCGGGUACUAAAGUUGUUAUUGAUCAAUUACACACAUUGGGUAUAUACUUUGUAGGUAAUAAACAAUUGGAAACAAUUAUUGAUGUAACAAAUUAUAUGAAUGUGUCUGUCAUUAAUGAUAAUGUUUAUUCUCAUUAUAUCACGUCAUGUACACCUAGUGUUGUUAAUGGUCGCCCUGUCGGUACUUUUAAAUUUAGUGGUCCUGUUUGCAAUUUGGUUCAGCCAAAUCAUCAAGGUAUAUGGGAUAGAAGUUUAGCACAAGCUAUUAUAAAAAAAAAGGUAGAAGAAGCUGUUGCAGAAGGUACACAAGCUGCUGAAACCGAAGCUGCUAGGGUGACUGCCACUAAAACAGCAGCAUUUGAAGCAAAAAACAUAGCCGAAGUAGAAGCUGCAACUACUUCCUACUAUACUCCUAUAAUAGCAUCCAUCGUUGCAAUAGUAAUCAUAGUUUUAAUUAUGGUGAUAAUAUAUAAGAUUUUACGUUAUCGACGAAAAAAAAAAAUGAAGAAAAAACUCCAAUAUAUAAAACUAUUAGAAGAAUAG
Molecule: messenger RNA, 1107 nt
Organism: Plasmodium falciparum 3D7
Lineage: Eukaryota; Apicomplexa; Aconoidasida; Haemosporida; Plasmodiidae
Product: rifin
Exons: 2
Coding region: 1-1107 (368 amino acids)
Source: RefSeq, a predicted model, not a curated record